AGACUUUGUCAGCUUGUGAUAUUUAGCAGAGCCUCCAUCAACAACAGAUCUUUUCGGCAUCAUCCAAAUAUUAAAAAUAUUUCACGUUCAUGUCAACAAAUGUGCGGAUUCCAGAGCCCGACUCAAUAACAGGAGGAGCACACAAAGUCGGGCUCAACAUCACGCCAGAAAGUGAAAGUAGAGAUAGGGGCUGCUCGUCUUGCUGUUUUGGACCGUGGACGCUUGUUGAGAUGGCCACACCAGGAUUUUAUGGCGGAGUUGAAGGGGGAGCAACCCAUUCCAGAAUGGUGUUGAUGAAUGAGAAUGGGAACAUCUUAGCAUGGACAGACGGACCAUCAACAAAUCAAUGGUUGAUAGGACAAGAGGAAUGUCUGAAGAGAGUGAACAAUAUGGUGGAGGAGGCCAAAUCUAAGGCAGGACUGGACCCCAGCACCAAGUUAGUGUCUCUGGGAUUAUCAAUGAGUGGGGCGGACCAGAAGGAAGCCCAGGACCAGCUGAUCAGUGGAAUGAAGUCCAGGUACCCCCAGUGUAGUCAGAAUGUGUUCAUCGCUAGCGACACUGCCGGGGCUAUCGCCACAGCCACAGAGAAAGGUGGCAUUGUGUUGAUCUCUGGAACUGGUUCUAACUGUAUGCUGAUCAAUCCUGAUGGUAAAGACUUCAGAUGUGGGGGCUGGGGACAUCUUCUGGGAGAUGAGGGAUCGGCAUACUGGAUCACACAGAGAGCCAUUAAGAUUGUGUUUGACCACGAGGACAAUCUAAAAGUCUCUCCACGUGAUAUAUCAUUUGUCAGGGAUGCCAUGAUGAAAUAUUAUCAGAUCAGUGAUAGAAAUGAAAUCCUACAUUACUUUUAUUCCAAGUUUGACAAAUCCUACAUUGCUGGCUUAUGUAAAGAACUUGCUAAAGGUGCCAAAGAGAAAAAAGACCAGAUAUGUCUGGAACUUUUCAGACAAGCUGGGGAAAUUCUAGCAGAACACAUUCUUGGAGUUGGACCAAGAAUUGCAGAGGAAUUACUGAACACACCCAGUGGAUUACAGGUUGUCACAGUAGGGUCUGUCUGGAAAAGCUGGGAUCUUAUGAAAGACGGUAAGUUUUAUGUUCAAGAGUUAUUUAGAAUUGAAAGAAAAAGGAAAUGA
Molecule: messenger RNA, 1133 nt
Organism: Saccostrea cuccullata (small rock oyster)
Lineage: Eukaryota; Metazoa; Mollusca; Bivalvia; Ostreida; Ostreidae
Product: N-acetyl-D-glucosamine kinase-like
Exons: 10
Coding region: 90-1133 (347 amino acids)
Molecular function (GO): N-acetylglucosamine kinase activity
Source: RefSeq, a predicted model, not a curated record